Sarcophilus harrisii (Tasmanian devil) is the source of this 2030-nucleotide messenger RNA. Its product is annotated as vitamin D3 hydroxylase-associated protein-like. The transcript is spliced from 15 exons. Gene Ontology annotation, biological process: fatty acid catabolic process. NCBI's taxonomy places the organism in Eukaryota, Metazoa, Chordata, Mammalia, Dasyuromorphia, Dasyuridae. The record is from RefSeq and is a predicted model, not a curated record. Gene Ontology annotation, molecular function: fatty acid amide hydrolase activity; amidase activity. Bases 167 to 1945 code for a protein of 592 amino acids.
CCCCGGGACGGAAGUCUUGCUGUCCUCGCCAUUGUUUUCCUCCCACAGUCCUGGAGCUCGGUCCCAGAGGGUCCAAAUCAUCAGAGCUUCGAGGUCACCAUCUGGCUUGGGACCCAGGAAGCCCAGCCUAGCUGGCCACGAGCUCUCUCCUCUGACCGAUUGCAGGAUGUUCUGCCAGGAAGGAGUCUCUGAGGCCCUCCAGAAACUGAGCUGGCUCCUGUUGUCCUUCUUUUUGACCCUGCUGGUCCUUGUGAUUGGCGUCCGUCUGAUUCGGAAAUGGGAGGCUGAAGCCCAGGCCCGGGCCAAGAUCAGAGAGGCCCAGAAGAGGCGGGAGGAGUCCUUGAAGAAGAUGGAGAAGGCAAUAGAACGGCUAAAGCGACAGGCACCUAAAGUGGACUCAGACUCUGUCCUCUCCUUGUCCCUCAAAGAGUUGGCCCACCACUUACGCCAGGGCUCCCUGAGCCCCGAGAGUGUCCUCUGUGUUUACAUGGAAAAGGCUCUGGCCGUGCAUUACGAGCUGAAUUGCCUGACAGACUAUUUGGAAGAUUGUGAAGCUCAAUUGGAGGAGCUGAAAAAACAGCCCAAAGACAAAUGGGGAGCACUCUAUGGGGUCCCCGUGAGCAUCAAAGACCCCUAUGACUACAAGGGCCAUGAUUCCACCUGCGGCAUGGCCUAUUACCUGGAGAAGCCCGCCGAGGAGGACGCCGCCAUAGUGAAGGUUCUGAAGAGCCACGGAGCCAUACCCUUUGUCAAGACCAACAUCUCCCAGACCAUGCUCAGCUUUGAUUGCAGCAACCCCAUCUUUGGUCAGACCCUGCACCCCCAAAACCGCAAGAAAACCCCAGGAGGCUCCAGUGGGGGAGAGGGGGCCCUGUUGGCUUCUGGAGGCUCCAUCAUUGGCUUUGGCACGGACACAGGCGGAAGCAUCCGGAUUCCCUCCGCCUUCUGCGGCGUCUAUGGCAUUAAGCUCACUAGCUUCCGUGUCAGUUACAAUGGUGUCAACUCAUCUAUAAAGGGGAAGAAGUCAGUGGUCACCAUGGCUGGCCCCAUGGGUCGAGAUGUUGACAGCCUGGUCUUGCUCCUGCGAUUGCUGCUGUCUGAACAUAUGUUCCAGCUGGACCCCACAGUGCCCCCCAUGCCCUUCAAGGAGGAGGUGUACUCCAGCACCCAGCCCCUCCGAAUUGGCUACGUGGAGACAGACGGCUAUUCUCAGCCAUCCCCUAGCAUGCUCCGGGCCAUCCAAGAGGUCUCAAAGAAGCUCCAAGCAGCUGGACACCAGAUCAUUCCCUUCUCUAUCCCUCGAGUUGACUAUAUGAUGUCAAAGUUACUUGUGUCAGGGAUCUUCGCCGAUGGUGGUGAAACACUUCUGGAAAAACUAUAUGGGGACAUCAUCGACCCCUCCAUGUCAUCUAUUGUCUCCCUUCUCCGGCUCCCGGAUUUCGUGAAGUGUUUUCUCUCCAAGACCUUAAGGCCUAUGGACCCCCGGGCGGCAGAGAAUUUGAAUGCUUUACAAGGGGUGAAGACACCCAAGAAUCUCUGGAAGCAACAUGUGAAUGUGGAGGACUAUCAGAAGGAGGUUAUGGCCAACUGGAGAGCUCACAAUCUGGAUGUGCUGCUGUACCCGGCUCUCUGCCCUGCUUUUGACAUAGGUUCACCCAGCAAAGCAGGAGGUCCUACUUCCUACACGUCUCUGUUCAAUGUCUUGAACUUCCCAGUGGGUGUUGUACCGGUGGGCAAAGUGACACAAGAGGAUGAAGAAGAGUUGGCUUCGUACCGUGGUUAUUAUGGAGACACUAUAGACAAAAACUUCAAGAAGGCGAUUAAAGGGUCAGUAUCCCUUCCCAUUGCUGUGCAAUGCGUGGCUCUGCCUUGGCGAGAAGAGAUAUGUUUGCGCUUUAUGAAAGAAGUGGAAACCGUGGUCGAUGAGAAGGAAAAAAGCGAGUGAAUCUGCCCCUUCUUGGACACCCUCUGCCAAGGCCCAUGGGAGCUCAGUGGGGUAAGGGGAUUGACCAAUAAAAGCUUCCUGACCA